Messenger RNA from Osmerus eperlanus (European smelt), 2191 nucleotides. RefSeq names its product tektin 3 (gene tekt3). Gene Ontology annotation, cellular component: sperm flagellum; nucleus; microtubule cytoskeleton. The transcript has 8 exons. Bases 239 to 1705 code for a protein of 488 amino acids. Gene Ontology annotation, biological process: cilium assembly; cilium movement involved in cell motility. Lineage: Eukaryota; Metazoa; Chordata; Actinopteri; Osmeriformes; Osmeridae. The record is from RefSeq and is a predicted model, not a curated record.
UUCAUCAAUAAUGUAGCGCAGCGUACCUUUGAAAGCUCCUUUGAAACUGGCAGGUGAGCGUUGCUGUCCGGUUUGACGGUGGAGGUAGGCGUGUGCGCUGCGUGUCGAGAGAGAGCUAUUUUCUGCUUUUUUAUCCUUGUGAUAUGAGCGGUUGACAGGGACGCUGGGCAUUUGUUGUUGUUUUCGGUGAUCAUCACACCUGGGCACCCGCUACUCCGCAGGGAGACCCUCAGGAUAAAUGGAGCUGAUGGGAUCCACGCUAACGGCUACAUAUGCCCGUCCCAAAACCAGUCACUUCCUCCCUGCCAUCUCCACCAUGGCGUCCAGCUACCGCGGCCACCAACCGGCCCUGGCCAUGAGCCACAGUGCCAACCAGCCCUGGAGGACCAACACCUACUACAGGACAGGGAGUGCCAUCCCCAACUUCUCCUCCCUCCAGAGGGAUAACCUCGAACUGGUCCGGGCCAACACCACCUUAUACCCAUCCAACAGGUCUGCCUUGACCACUCGCUACACCCCAAACGACUGGUACAUGUCCAACCAGAGCAACUACAGGGAGUCGGAGUCUUCCAGAAACAGCGCGGAGAGACUGAGGAAGGACACCAUCAGGCUUAUGCAGGAUAAGGAGCAGCUGACCCGACGCACGCAGGAGACCACCAGCAGGAACAUCGGGGAGCGCCUCAACGACAUCGUCUUCUGGAGGUCGGAGUUGCACCACGAGAUCGACAACAUGGUGAGCGAGAUAGCGGCCCUCACCGAGGUGAAGAGGAGGCUGGAGAGAGCGCUGGCCGAGACGGAGGGACCGCUCCAGGUGUCUCAGGAGUGCUUAUACCACAGGGAGAAGAGGAUGUCCAUCGACCUGGUGCAUGACGGCGUGGAGAAAGAUCUCAUCAGGGAAGUAGAGGUCAUCAAGUCAUGCCAGGAGAGGAUGAGACGGCAUCUGGACAGAGCCGUCGCCCAGCUGGCGUCGAACCGAGCGUCCCAACACGAGCUGGAGAGAGACCUGAACGACAAGGUGACCGCCCAGAGGAUAGACGACAGGUGCCACCACCUUAGGAACACGUCGGAUGGGAUCGGCUACUACAGGGGGAUCGACAGACUGGACCCCUCGCUGUCCUUGCCCGACUCGUGGUCCAAGUUCACGGACGACAACCUUCUCCACUCCCAAAGCCAGCGUGUGGCCUCACACAAGCUCCGGGAUGAGAUUGAGGUUUUAAUGAACGCCACGUCCAGUGAGAUGUGGAACCAGUUCAACAAGGUCAACAUAGCCUUCACAGGCCGCAUGUCGGAGACAUCUGACGCCAAGAACAGCCUUCAGACCCAUCUGGCCAAGACCCUCCAGGAGAUCUUCCAGACGGAGAUGCUGAUUGAGUCCCUGAAGAAGGCGCUGAGAGACAAGGAGAACCCCCUGAGGGUGGCCCAGACCAGGCUGGAGGAGAGGACACGGAGGCCUAACGUGGAGCUCUGCAGAGACAACCCCCAUCACAGACUGAUCAGUGAGGUGAGGGAGAUCGAGGACACCAUCCACAAGCUGCGCGAGAGGCUGCAGGAGGCAGAGAACACCCUGCAGACGCUGGUCAAGACCAAGGCCACCCUGGAACAUGACCUGUCCGUCAAGGCCAACUCCCUCUUCCUGGACCAGGAGAAGUGCAUGAGCAUGCGCAAAACCUUCCCCAGCAUGCCACGCCUGGUGGGCUACACCUAGAUACAGCUCACCUAGAUAGGACCACAUAAGCACCUUGAUACAGCUCACUUAGACAGGACCACAUAACCACCUAGAUAUAACUCACCUAGACAGGACCACAUAACCACCUAGAUAUAACUCACCUAGACAGGACCACAUAACCACCUAGAUACAGCUCACCUAGACAGGACCACAUUACCACCUAGAUAUAACCCUCAUCUAGACAGGUCCACCAACUUUCCAGUGGCUUGAGGGACAAAACAAUGAUAUCACAACACUUGAAAUCAUGAAGAAGUUUGAAAGCUGUGACUGUUUGUCUGAGGAAGUGUUGCACUGGCAGCCUGGUUGGCAAAAUCAGGAAUAACAUUUAUUCAUACAACAGCCUGAGGUUUGGAAAUCAUGGCAGCUGAUAAGGAUUAGAUUACAAGCACAACAUAUCAUUACAAUGGGAGCCACCAUUACAUCAUUUGCUAAAUCAAAUAAAUAAAGUACUUGUUUGACGUGUAA